Molecule: messenger RNA, 1212 nt
Organism: Stereum hirsutum FP-91666 SS1
Lineage: Eukaryota; Fungi; Basidiomycota; Agaricomycetes; Russulales; Stereaceae
Exons: 4
Biological process (GO): intracellular protein transport; retrograde transport, endosome to Golgi
Cellular component (GO): retromer, tubulation complex; endosome
Molecular function (GO): phosphatidylinositol-3-phosphate binding
Source: RefSeq, a predicted model, not a curated record
AUGUACGACCCGCUCAGCUCUGGUUUCGGCGACGACGACAUAACUGCACCUCCAUGGCCGACGACUCCCCACCAGCCCAACUCUCCCAUCCCUGGCAACCUCCGUCGCGCCCCCUCACCACUCCCCCGAGUACCGAGCAAACCGGAAACACCUGGAGUAUAUGAUAGGGAACCCCAGAUAUAUGGACAGCCCGAACCCGGAUUGAUUUCUCCACGCGAGAACGUAGGGUCAAAUGGCACGCGCUACGAAAGGCCGGAGCCGUACCUCAAGAUCAGAAUUUCUGGGCUGGACAGAAACAGGCGGGAUAUUCUGGUCAAACUGGACGCUCAGACGAACUUGUCCAAUUUCACGGGCACGACAUACCGAAACGUCUCGCGCUCGUAUCUCGAGUUUCAACAAUUCCACGAUACCAUCAUCCACAACAACCCACAAACAAUCGUACCCGCACUUCCUCUAGCGCAAACAUCUGCGCCGACGGACGAAGAGGAUGAUCGUCUUGUGAAGAUUAUGCUUCAGCGGUGGUUGACGCGCGUCUGCGAGGACCCUAUCCUCAUUCACGAUGAGGAGCUGCGUUCAUUCAUCGAGAGCGACUUUGGGUACCAGCCGACACCGCGACCGAGGAGGAAGACGUCAUCUGGGUUUGGUAUUAUGAGGAGGAAUGUUCCGGACGAAGACGAGGAACUGCAGAGGGCAAGGUUCGAGCUCACGAAACUGGAAGGUCAAUUCUUCGAUGCGGCAAAGGCACUUGAUAAAGUUUCGAGGGCCAGGAAAGCACUGGCGGUUUCGCAUGCGGAGAUGGGCAAUAAACUCAUCAACGUCGCUACCACUGAAGCGCAUCCCCCUAUCGCCAAUGCAUUCCGGAAAAUCGGACGGACUUGGCACAGUCUUGCCGAUCUCGACCAAGCGCAAGCUAUCAGCGAAUGUGUCAUUUUGAGCGACUCAUUAGGAUACCAGGGGCUCAAUGCACGCUCUGCGAAGGAAACACUGCAGCAACGGACGGCGGUACUGGAGGAAUACCAAUCCGCUGUCAAAUCUGCCAUCUCGAAGAGGCGGAACAUUGAACGGCUGAAGGCGAGCUCGAAUAUACGGCCAGACCGGGUGGACGAGGCACUUGAGGAUUUGGAAGAGGCGAACAAGUACGAGCAAGUCCUCGCUCGACGAGCCGAAGGUAUCUCUCAGAACCUUCACCGCGCUCUGCAGACCCAUAAACGU